Myzus persicae (green peach aphid) is the source of this 1845-nucleotide messenger RNA. RefSeq lists its product as uncharacterized. Bases 284 to 1342 code for a protein of 352 amino acids. Lineage: Eukaryota; Metazoa; Arthropoda; Insecta; Hemiptera; Aphididae. The transcript is spliced from 7 exons. The record is from RefSeq and is a predicted model, not a curated record.
GUCAAAAAUACUUAAUUUAUACCUAUGUAUUUGUUGUUUUUUUUUUUUGUGUGUGAGUGAAUUGUGUUUUUAAUAGUUAUUAGAAAUGUAUUUGUCCAAUAGACAAUAGUUACCAUUCAUGAAUAGAUUACUUUUUAACUGUUAAAUUAUUCAUAGUGUACCUGCAUAUUGUAGUCAUGAAAAUGUCUCCAUUACCCAUUUUAUGUUCAACGUAGCAGUAUUAAUGUUUUUUGAAAUAAACUUUACUUACAUAUAAAAUCGCCUGUUUUGUUUGAACUAAGAAAUGAACUUACAUUCUGCAUUUUUGGUGUGCAAUUGGUUUGGUGCAUUUCCUAUUGUAUAUGAUAAAAAUAAUAGCUCGUUCUCAAUGUCAAAAUGUGGCCUGUUAUUAACUUUCGUACACAUCUUGAUUGUUGGACUACAAAUACACACGCAUUUAACGAUGUUAUUUUUUGGAGCUAUAAAGAAAACGUCGGCCGUCACGUCUAUCGUGUUGAGCACAAACGGAAUCGGAUUGUUGUGCAUGUUACUGAGAAGAAUAGCGUUUGUGAAGGAUACAGUUAGAUGUUACAACAGCUUGUCCGAAUGGCCAAUCGAAAUGUCGGUGCGAAAAUCGUCAAUUGUAGUUCUGUACGCCAGCUCAGUGGCAGUGCUAAUCGAAUUCGUCGGAGAUAACAUCGAUAGGCACACAAAAAACAAGCCCAUGAACUUGGACAACAUCACUACGUAUGCGUUUUUGGGUUUCGAAAUGCAAUUUAUUCACACUUUCCACGUGAUUGGUCGGUUGUACAGCGAUUUGAACGGCUACGUCGAGUCGGGCUUAAUCGACGACUUGGAACGGACACGUCAAGCCCGACAACGGAAUCUCGUGUUGUACACGUUUUGCAAAAAGUUCAACUCGCACUACAACAUGGACUUGAUCGUACUCUUUUCGUGCUACCAAUUGUACGUGUUGUUGGUGCUGUUUAAGCUCAUGAAUAACCUGGCCACGAGCAUUGCGACGGAAAAUUUUAUUUACAACUUUGUAAGCUUGAAAGUACUUAUCAGAAUAAUACGUAUGACAAGAUUAUCUGUGGUUUUUAUUUACUUAAUAGAAUCAAGUUCAUAUUUACACAACAAGAGCGUUUUUACAUUUCAUCAUAUAUUACGCAAUAGAGUGAAUUGUCUGAAGCACCAAACCAAAGAACAGGUUUAUUUGUUUUUGAAUGAACUGAAUGCUACAGAAGUAAAUAUAUCAGCGAAUGAUUGCUUCGACGUUAAUAAAAAGUUUUUAUAUUCUGUAUCUAGUUCUAUUGUUGGGUUCAUCGUUCUGGUUGUAUCUUUUUUAUGUAAUCGAUUUUAAAGUAGGUAUUACAAUAUAUUGUACAAUGUACAUCUACCACAGUGUUAUAACGAUAUAUUUUUUUUUACAUAUUUUUUACACCAACAACUAUAGCCGAUAAUAUAAUUAUACAAUUAUUUGCAUUUAUAUGUAUGUACCUAUAUAUGAGUUACAUCAUAAACUAGUGGAGUUUUGUUUCAUUAAUAAAUAAAAAGUAUAAUAUAAAAUCGUAUGAUGAAUUACAAUAAUUGUAUUCUUUAUCAGAAUUAAAGAUAACAGGUUCAUAAUACUAUUUGUAAUUAUAUUAGUUAUUAGUUAUUACCUAUAUUUGUGUAACUAAAAAUGGAUAACCGAUAAUACCAUUUGACGAGGUCUUUUUAAGCAUAAAAAUAUAUACUUUAUACAUAUAACACUGUGACCUUAAUAAUAGUCUUGUUAUAGAUUAACUAAAAGUAAAUUCUUAGUUUGAUACCUACUUAUACAGAGUGGGUCACGGGUAUAGGGCCAAACAUAUAUAGACAUAA